AUGUCGAUCUUGUGGCCGUACAUGGCGCGGCGACAGAAGCUGCUGGAGAAGACGCCAUGGAUCCCCAAACUCCCAGGGCCCAAGGCCUCACCCCGAGGCCCUGGAGCCCGCCCCUGCGCCCGCGGCCUCGCGCACCAGCGGCGCCGCCGGGCGGCGGAACGUGCGGGCGAGCCACUCGGGGCUGGCCGGGGGCCUGGCCCGAGAAAACGCGGGAGCCGUGGGAUGCGGGAGCCUCGAUGUGACAAGCUUAUCCCCUCCAAAGUCUUGCAAGCUGCAAGGAUGGCGGACGACCCCCAGGACGCGCAAGGGGAGAAUGAGGACGAGUUUGAGGACGAGGAGGAUGACAUGCCGGAGCCUACGGACAAGUUGGACUGCGACGAGUUCGUCGACACUUUCGGGGAUCCCCAGGACUACGGGGACGUGCUGGACGUGUCGGCCCUGGAGAUCCCCAUCGAUAGCUUCGAGGAGCUCCGCAUUCCGGAGCCGCAGAUCGUCAAGGUUCAGGCUGGGUGGCAGCUGUUGCUGAGCAACGCGGGAUCCAGAGAGGCGGCAGGCGAGGCGGUCUACUCCGCCCUCUUCGAGGCGGCGCCCAGCUUGCAGAGCCUCUUCAAGACGCCGCGGGCGGUGCAGGGCAUGAAGUUUGCGGAUGCCAUCGGGGUCAUCAUCUCUAAACUCCGGGAUCCGGAAGAGGUGAAGACCAUCGUCGACACCCUCAGCUUUCAGCACAUCACCACGGAGGUCACCAUCCCACGCAUCGAAAUCUUCCGCGACGCCUUGCUGGAGCUCUUCGCCUCGGAGCUGGGCGACGACAUCUUUACCCCCGACGUUCGGAUCAGCUUGGCCCGCAUCUUCCACUACAUGGGCGGGGCCUCUCUGCUGGAUUCCGCGAAACUGAACAUGACGCCCUGCAACUGA
Messenger RNA from Effrenium voratum, 915 nucleotides. Lineage: Eukaryota; Dinophyceae; Suessiales; Symbiodiniaceae. The record is from the annotation of a GenBank genome assembly.